AUGUCUCUCAAAUCCUCUUCCCUUUUUGCUCUUUGUUUCUCCUCCUUUCUUCUCUUCAAUACUGUAAGAGCUUCUAACAUCACCCAAAUCCUCAGCCAGUACCCUGAUUUCAGCACCUUCAGCAGCUAUUUGACACAAACCCAACUUGCUGGUGAAAUCAACAGCCGCCAAACGAUCACGGUUCUAGUGGUGGAAAAUGGGAACAUGUCUCCUCUCUCUGGAAAACCAAACGGUGAGAUCAAGAACGUGUUGAGUGAGCAUGUAAUACUCGAUUACUAUGAUGUAGCAAAGCUGCAAAAAUUACAAAAGAAAACUGCAAUGCUCACCACCCUUUUCCAGUCCAGUGGGCAAGCCAAAGGCCAACAAGGGUUCUUGAAUGUCACAGUUUUGGGUUCUAAUUCAGUUGCCUUUGGAUCAGCAGUUCCAGGAUCCAGCCUUAGUUCAAAUUUGGUUAAGUCUGUUUCCUCUCAACCCUAUAAUAUUUCAGUCUUGCAGGUUAGCAAUAUCAUUGUCCCUGCAGGUACAGGCAAUACAAAUUCCAGCACUUCACCUGUUCCUGUAGGCCCACCGAAAACUUCCCCAACACCAGCAUCGAGUCCAAAUAAGCCACCAUCCACCUCAAAUCCUCCACCCAGUAAGGCACCUGCACCAUCCACAGCAAAACCUUCACCCACUCAUGCACCUGCUGCACCAUCAGCUACUCCGCCUGCCAUGUCUAUCUCGCCUGUGGGAGGACCUUCACCAACUACUGCCGAUGGCCCUGCUGCAGAUUCUCCAGCUCCAUCCCCUCCAGCAAUGGAUGGUCCUAUAGCAGCAACUCCUGCUGCUGAUGGCCCUUUGGCAGACGUUCCUUCAGACCCCAAAUCUGAUGCAUCUGUCAUUAAUACUGGAAAUAACCUUGCUUUAUUGGCACUGAUUCUGCUCUCGGCAUUUUUUCUGGCCUAG
Populus euphratica (Euphrates poplar) is the source of this 945-nucleotide messenger RNA. RefSeq names its product FASCICLIN-like arabinogalactan protein 14 precursor (gene FLA14). The record is from RefSeq and is a predicted model, not a curated record. Lineage: Eukaryota; Viridiplantae; Streptophyta; Magnoliopsida; Malpighiales; Salicaceae. The transcript has a single exon. Gene Ontology annotation, cellular component: plasma membrane. Bases 1 to 945 code for a protein of 314 amino acids.